Trematosphaeria pertusa is the source of this 1917-nucleotide messenger RNA. Its product is annotated as HET-domain-containing protein. The coding region runs from base 1 to 1917 and encodes 638 amino acids. Lineage: Eukaryota; Fungi; Ascomycota; Dothideomycetes; Pleosporales; Trematosphaeriaceae. The transcript has a single exon. The record is from RefSeq and is a predicted model, not a curated record.
AUGGUGGCGGGAACAAUCAUCAGGUCAGACGAGCAGGAGACUACGAAUUCGAUCGUACCAGCAACUACCCCGAUUCACCCUGGGGACGAAUUCCGCCACCGAGGUCGACAAGUGCCAUCAAAAGCCAACAUCGGGUCGAUCAAAUACUGGAUGCAACUUUGCGAUACACACCAUGAAAAUUGCCACAUUCCAUCCCAUGUCCCCGAGAAUGCGCAACAGAUUCGUUUGAUUGAUGUCCGCGACUACAAGAUCGUUCCGGCCUUCUCAGAAGGCAAGAGCUUACCGUAUGUUGCGCUGUCAUACGUCUGGGGUCGAACGGCGACGGGACUGUUGAACCGACAUAACAUCGCACAGUGCUCAUCGUUUAAUGGUUUAAAGGACGUGGAUAUUCCUCCGACUAUCUCCGAUGCCAUUGAAGUAGUAAGGCUGAUUGGAAAACGUUACCUGUGGGUUGAUACACUCUGCAUCGUACAAGAUGACGACAGCGACAAACAGCAGCAACUCCCUAUCAUGGACAGGAUUUAUAGCUGCGCUGAACUCGUCAUUGUGGCCGCUGCUGGUCAAGAUGCUCGCGCUGGACUUCCGGGUGUGGGAAGCACCGAAAGAAGGGUAUCGCAACGAACGGAAACUAUUAACGGGACCCGGUUCAUUACGACUCAGCCCCCCUUCCGGCAAGUUCUGCGCCGGAGUGUAUGGGAUUCGCGCGGAUGGACAUUUCAAGAGGCUACCCUCUGCAAACGUCUCCUCGUGUUCACGGAGCGUCAGGUUUACUGGGUUUGUCAGACCACCACAUGGUGCGAGGAUACCAGCGGCGAGUCUCCUACCCAUAGGCUUGAACUGACGGAGACAAACUCGCUGAACGAGUAUCUACUCGAGCCAAACAAAUGCCGUACUGUGCUCUAUUGCCGACUCGUUGAGGCGUUUUCAAGCAGGCACUUCACCGAUGAAAGCGACGCACUGUGGGCAUUCGCAGGGAUCCUCAAGCUCAUGGCGUCCCGUUUCCAGAGAGGCUUCAUCUGGGGCCUACCACACGAACGAUUAGACGCCGCGCUGCUAUGGGGACAAGUGGGGUGCAAUUUAGUCCACUUGCGGACUGCACGCCAUCCCGCAGGCAUGGAAAUUGCCAGUCGCAGUCUCCCAUACCCAUCCUGGUCAUGGCUCUCCUGCUGCGGGCAAGUGGCAUUCCUGGACCCUUGCGGAAGCUCUGUCAUCUCCGAAGUUACAUGGCACGAGCCUAUUGGAUUGGAAGAUGCCACUACAGCGAAAUACUUGAACUCGAUCCGCUCGACCGGCCGAACUGGAAAGCCUGGGGGUGAUCAGAGAAGCAAUCUCUUUUCUGAAUCUGCCUCAGAUACAGGUGUCAUGCAAUACGGUCUGCUACACUUCACGGCCCAAACAUCGAAAUUGACCCUCAAGCGUAUGAAAGAAACCACGGAUGAGGAAGGCAAGGCAACUGAAGGAGACCGAACGAACGGGGAAAAAGAUUCGAACGAACAGGAUAACCUGGAAGGAGACUACGGAGCGGCGGAGCAGGAAAAGAAAGAAAAACAACAAGAGAAGGCGCACUCUUCAGAAGUUGAAUGGGUUUUAGGCGCAGUCCACGCUCCUGAUGGAGACAGAAUCGGUGCUGUCUUCGCUCCGCCCCAUUUUUUCAUCGACAGGUCGGAGUGCUCUGGCGAGCUCGUUCUACUUUCGUCAAACGCGCAAGGGGAGUCCGAUGAGACUUGUAGAAUACGAGAGGAGUCCCUUGACAUUGGCUGUAUUCAACACGUGAAGGGGUGUAGCCACAUUCAGAGUCGAAAUGUAAUGCUAAUAGAAUGGAUUGAGGAUGUUGCAUAUCGGCGAGGCAUAGGAAGGCUGGAAAAGGAUGGUUGGGAGAAGGUUGUGGCCGAAGACAAGAGAAUUAUACUUGGCUAA